AUGAAGUUCCUCGCCAUUGCAUCGCUGGCCAUGGCCUCGUUGGCCGCGGGCCAGAGCCUCGCCGAUCUGCCCAGCUGCUCGCUUGGCUGCCUCAACGACGCUGUGAAACAGGGCACGAGCUGCUCGGCGACGGAUUUGCCUUGCAUCUGCAACAAGUUCGAUGUCAUCCAGGGCGCCGCUGCGGGCUGUAUUCUCAGCGCUUGCGGCCAGGACGUCGCUCUCAACGAGGUCCUUCCUGCAACGCAAAAGCUUUGUGCCAACGCCGGCAGCGGCAGCAACACCGACACGUCUGCGCCCACGCCGACGAAACGGCCAGGCCAAACUGCUACUGUCGCGCCUGUGCCUCCUCCCGCGACCACGGUAGAGCCGGUCUCGCCUCCUCCUACCGUCACCGGCGGAGCCACUGGCUUUGCGCCCAUGGGAGGAUUGGCCAUGUUGGCAGUCGCGGCGUUGGCUCUGUGA
Messenger RNA from Metarhizium robertsii ARSEF 23, 462 nucleotides. RefSeq names its product Extracellular membrane protein, CFEM domain protein. Lineage: Eukaryota; Fungi; Ascomycota; Sordariomycetes; Hypocreales; Clavicipitaceae. The record is from RefSeq and is a predicted model, not a curated record. Bases 1 to 462 code for a protein of 153 amino acids. The transcript is spliced from 2 exons.